AUGACUUCAGUUGAUGCCAUGAAGGCAACUCUGAAGCGCCUUGAGAAGGAGCGUGUUACGCUACUCGGUCAAAUGGAAGACGUUUCGCAAGAUUCCUCAGAACACAGGCUUGUUCUUAAGAACUUAUCAAAACUACCUUCCGAUAGAAAGUGUUAUCGCAUUAUUGGAGGUGUCGCUGUUGAGAGAACAGUCGAGGAAGUUAUGCCAUCACUGGCCACUCACGCUGAUAUGCUUGACCAGCUUCGCGAGAAACUGAAGGGCCACUUGGACACUUUGAACAGUGAAAUUAACAAACUAGGCGAGUCUCUUCAGAAUACAGUCAAGGAACUACAAAAUUCAAAUUAAGCACUUAACU
Theileria parva strain Muguga is the source of this 355-nucleotide messenger RNA. It is a transcript of the gene Pfdn2, whose product is annotated as Prefoldin subunit family protein. Bases 1 to 345 code for a protein of 114 amino acids. Gene Ontology annotation, biological process: protein folding. Gene Ontology annotation, molecular function: protein folding chaperone. Gene Ontology annotation, cellular component: cytoplasm; prefoldin complex. The transcript has 3 exons. NCBI's taxonomy places the organism in Eukaryota, Apicomplexa, Aconoidasida, Piroplasmida, Theileriidae. The record is from RefSeq and is a predicted model, not a curated record.